Messenger RNA from Limulus polyphemus (Atlantic horseshoe crab), 3496 nucleotides. RefSeq names its product battenin-like. Gene Ontology annotation, cellular component: membrane; lysosome. The transcript has 4 exons. Gene Ontology annotation, biological process: regulation of intracellular pH; lysosome organization. Lineage: Eukaryota; Metazoa; Arthropoda; Merostomata; Xiphosura; Limulidae. Bases 16 to 240 code for a protein of 74 amino acids. The record is from RefSeq and is a predicted model, not a curated record.
CCAGGGACUGAGCCUAUGCUGAAAGAGUUAAAGUAUGAGUUGAUAUACUUUAAAGACAUCUGGCUUUCUCAGAAAGAACAGUAUAGGUGGUACCAAGUAGACUACCAAGUUGGAGUUCUUAUUUCAAGAUCGACUGUAAAUAUUAUACAAUUUCGAAAGUUAUGGGUUCUGCCAAUUCUUCAGGUGCUGACUGGCCUUGAACUGGGCACAUCCCAUCAGUUAAUCAAACCUAUACACUAGUUUCUUUUAAUGAAUAUAAGUUGGAAGUAUUAUAUUAUGAGGAUGAAAUGCCAUCCUGUCAUUGUCUUGUAAUUAUAUAUUCAACUUAAUUUCAGAUACACUAGACUGCAGAAAUGCCAUACUCUCAUUGUUUUCUAAUUAUUUAUUUAAAGGAAAUUGAAACAUGGUUGGUAAUAUAAAAGAACAGAGUAAUUCUUAAUGGCAUUUUUGUAAUGAUGGGUCUUGCAUGGGCUUAUUAUUUCUGGAAAGGAUGCUCUACCUGGUACUGGUGAUAUCUGUAGGCAGAAUAAAGAACAAACACUAAUGCCUGUUAACACAAAGUAAAACGACAAUCAGACAACUGUCAGGAGAAACCUGCCAAGAUACAACAUUUAUGUGAGCCUGUCAAAAGGAACAUUUCAUCAUAUAGAUUGAAACCUGAUAACUUGAUAUGGAAUUACAAGAAAUCACAAGAACUAUUUUUCAGAAACUUCAUCCAGAGCCCCCCCCCCUCCAAAAAAAAACAACCAACAAAUAAGAUUGAAUGUUGUCCAAGAAACGAACACUCGGAUAUCCCAGAAGGUAGCACAUAAGUGCAGUGACAAGUUUUCAACCAUGCACCAUGACUUGGCUAUUUAACAGCAAGCACCUCUUAAGUAUAACAGUGUUUUUGUCUUCUUUUGUUCUUUUCAUAUUCAUAUGGCCUACUUUGCAUCUCUGGAACAUCUUAUAAAGGUUUGUAGUGUUCUAUAAGUUAUAUAUGAUUCUGAAGUAUUAGUAUCAGGUUCAAUGGAUAGUUUCAUAUUCAAGAAACAUUUUAAUUAGCACUAACAUCUUACUGGUAUAUUGCUUCAAAUUCUUCACUUCAGAAGAUUUUUUGAACUGAAUGUUGAAGACUUAGCUUUAUUGCUAGAAAUCAGCAGCCUACUCUCAAGUAAGCCAGGCAUGCAUUGUAGCAUUUACAGGCAUAAUGAACAGCUACAAAAUUAUAUGUAAAUAUAUGCAUUUUUUGAAUAUUAUGGAGCAACAGCCAAAUUCUGAAUGGGUUAUUUAGAUCUAAUUGAAUUUAUGUGUUUCUAUACUCUUAGCCAAUGUUCCUUAAAACAAAUCAGCCCAAUUAUGCCAGAUGGAUAGCAGGGUACCAUAUGACUUUUUACACAUGGAUAAAAUGCUUUGGGGAAAGGGGGUUGCCUUUGCUAAUCAACAUACACCAAAGCAGUUUUUAUAAAGCUCUGCAGGAUUAACCCUCAAACAGACACUUAACAAAGAUGCAUCUUUGAGACAAACUCGAAAUACUGCAUUCAUACAGUCUGUCCAAAGUAUUUGGUGAGGUAGCAGAAUCUGUACUUCAGCAUGCUUGCUUCUUUAAUCUGUGAUACCUAUCCUGAAAGAGUUUCAAUUAAUAUUACUUCCUUUCAGAGCAAGCUACUUACAUAGAGUACAACUAAAAUUCAACUUCAUAAUGAGUAUUGCUAACGAAAUGUACUUGCAUUAGAAUGCAUUGUUUAAUCAGAUGAGUACCCUCACAGUUAAUGAUAUUUUCAGCCAUAAAAGAUCUAGCACGUGUUACAUGCAGAGAACAGGUAACAUGAUGUAGCAUACAACAAAACUGAUCCGUACCAGCAAAGAUCAGUUGAUUUCAACCAAGCACUGUUGUCAUUCCUCUUCAAAAGAGCAUUGUUCAGAUUCCUUGUUGAUGAGUGACUUGCUCUAGAGUAUACAUCUGUACUGAAAGAACACAUUGUCUGUUUUAUCACUGAAAAGCAAUAUUAUAUGCACAAAAUGGUUGAUUGAAAACCUUGAAAAUGCUUGGUGCAUAAUUAUUCUUCACCAUGCAGCAACUUUUGAUGUAGCAAUUGGGUGGAUGUGUGUAUAAGUUUCUCAAAUUCUAGAUUUACGGGUGAUACAACUUGCUGCUCUGGCUUACCUACAUUCCAUGCUGUGUUCAUGUACUGAUAUUGUUGAAACAGGUAUGGUAUCAACAAUAGAGAAAUCUGUUUUUGUAGUGCACAAUGUUUUCAAACUUUAGAAAGUGAAUGUAGCAAUCUCUGUGAUUGUCACUUGGACACAAUAAAAUCCUCUGAUCUAGAGAAGUACUCCAACAAAAGUUGAUCCAAACCAGCUAUGUGGUGAACAUGUGAAGAAAUUGUGGAAAUGCAAGCAAGAUGUAGCCAGUGGCUUUGGUUGGAAAGCCACAGCUGAAAAAUGCACCUAGAGGUGGUCUGGUUUAAAGGUCAACAGAGUCCAUCAAGCAUCAGUUUAGAUAUCACUGAGGACUAUACAAGUGAAAAUGAAGAUGAUUUUAAUAUACUCACCUAAAAACAUAAUCCAUGAAGACAAAUUUUUAGUGUCUUUUGACUGUAAGCAGUGAAUGUUAACAUACCAGUGUCUGCAAUAUUGCUUUCUGAUAAACUAGAUGACUUUCUCUAGUGUAUAAUUUGUGUGGGAAAUCAAUUUUUCAUUGUUUUAAGAAGUGUUGUGCAUUUAGAUAAUGAUCUUUAAAUCAUUAUUUUCCUUUAAUAACAUUCUUGUAUGUUUUCUACACUUAAAAUUUGACAGGGUUUAUGAAUUUCUGAUUACUAAACCAGAUAAAACAUGUUUACUGUAUGGGACUACUAUGUUCAUAGUAGUAAUAUUCAAAUUAUGGUUUGUAACAGCCUCUGUGUGGAGCCUUUGAAAUGUGUCCAACCAUUUUUCAGAUAGCCCAGUUUCCUUCUUCAAAUAGCUUGUAAAAGCCUUUAUUUUUAUGCACUGGAUUUUUAUUUUGUAAAACUAAAAAUUUCUGCAUUAUGAAUAAAUUUUAAUUCUAUCAGUGGGUCAUACAAAUAAUUGUGUGUUACAUAUAUUAAUACAAUAGCUACUUGUAGUUUGGUAGAUGUAUGUCAUUUGUUUUAAUGUUGUACUGCUUUUACAUGCAUGUCAUUUGAAGUAUUUGCAAGUUACUUUUCAGCUAUCUGUGGACAUUACUCAGUUGCCUUGUUACCCUAUCUGCUCAGUAAAAGGAAAUUAGAAUGUGUUUUAUGUGUAGUAGUGUGUAAAACAACCUGACAAUACAAGUUGAAAGGGAGUUUAGGGAACAGUUCAGCUUAGGUACUAACAGUUCACAAUGGUUUAUCAUAACAUUACCAUGUGUGUGUGUGUGUGUAUAUGUAUAUAAUAAAACAUCAAUGCAGUGCAACACAUUAAAAUAUAUACAUGUACUAAACUAUAAAUAGGCAUAUGUCUUCCUGAUGUAUCUUGUGGUGAUAAUAUGAAAGGUAAUAUACCUUCAAUGAAA